Trichobilharzia szidati is the source of this 3770-nucleotide messenger RNA. The record is from the annotation of a GenBank genome assembly. NCBI's taxonomy places the organism in Eukaryota, Metazoa, Platyhelminthes, Trematoda, Strigeidida, Schistosomatidae.
AUGUAUCAGUUUCGUUCAUUACAAAAACAAAUUAAAAUUUUGGAGGCGAACGAAGCUGUUCUUGACAAACGCUUAUCACGUAUUGAGCAAAAUCACUAUCAUAAACAACAAAAUCGUGCAAGUUCAUAUCCACAUCGUCAUAAAGGAUUAUUAAGAAGCAGUGGCGAAAGCGGAUUACAUGAAGUCACCUCAUUAAGAAAUGAAAGUAGAUGUAACUAUAAAUUUGCAACGCAUAACCAUUUGUUGGAUACAAAUUUACUCAUAAAGCAGUUCCACAAUCAUCAAAGAUCACUCAAUAGGGAAAAUCUAUUUACAAAACGGAAGAAACGGUCAUACCAUCGUUAUUCAGGCUCAGUUUUAACAAGGAGAAAUGUUCUUGAUCUCACUGGACAAAAUAGGUCAAAAUUUUGUGAAUGUCAGUCCACGAAGUGCUGGAACUCAGACUCAGGAAAUUCAUUUCCACAGGAAUAUCUGGGAAUACAGUGUUCUUUAGGAAGCUGUACACCACCGAGAUGUGAAUUAAGAGCAGAGCCAGAUGAAUCAUCAAUUUCAGAAGCCGACAACUAUGUCAAUGAAACAUUUGUUUCAACAGAUAAGCCAAGAAUAUAUGAAAUGAAUGAUUCCAAUGAAGAGGAUGCGUAUAUUGCACUGGAAAUUAUCUCAUCAGUAUCAAAAUCAUCACAAUUAGAUAAACAAUCCGUUAACAAUUUACAGAUCUCUCCAACCUUGAGUAACAAAAUACCUCUCCGGCCACUAACUCCAACAGUUAGUGAAGAUACAUGUUUGGCAGAUAGCAACGAUCAAAAUUAUUCUACAACUGUAAACGAUAUCUCAAAUUUAGUAUCUGCUGAUAGUCUCAGUACUUCACAAAUAUAUGACCAUAAAGCUGAUGCAGUGAAAGUGGAUGGUGAUGCUGAUGAUGAAGUUAGCUGUGCAAAGUCAACUUUAAAAAUACAGGAUGAUAAAAUGUCUACUGAAGAGAAAGUGGAAGAAUUGAAAAGACCUAAAAUAAUGCCAAGAAAAAGUUUUCUUAUUCCAUUAAAUAAUUAUGAAACUAAUAGUACAAUAUUAUUAAAGACAAACACUCAUGAGCAUAUUGAAAUAUUUAAACACAUUAUCAAUGAAUUGAUACAAACGGAGCGUAAUUACUGUCAUACACUCCGCGUUUUAAUUGAUACACUUGCUAAAAUUAUACAAGCAAAAUGUGGACUAUGCAAAGAAGAUCUGAGUCAGCUUUUCCCAAAUUCAUUAUUGAAUAUGUAUAAAAUGCAUAAUCAAAUACUUAUUCAUAUGGAACGAGAUUUACAUUCCGUAAAAAAUUCUAUAACCUUCAAUUCAGUUAACAUUCUGUUAAAAGUUCUGUGUGGUGUAGACUUUGAAGACUGCUGUGAAUUAAACAACAGAUUAAAUGAUUUGCUAUUGAAUGAAUUACAACUGAAUUCAUCACCAUUUUAUGAGAUAUACAAAAAUUACCUACUUGAAUUUACUGUGACAAUGAAAACAAUGCGUAAACUUUUACACCAAUCUACUAGAUUUCGUCAGAUUGUAAAAAGGCUACAGAAUAAUGAGUGUGGUGGGACCGAACUGUCGACACUUUUAAUAGCUCCUAUACAACGAAUUCCACGUUAUUUGCUUUUAAUUAAACAAUUUAUUCGUCAAAUAAACAAAAUUGAAGGCAGUAUCAGUGUUGAAAGAAACUUUGAACAAGAAAAUGUGUAUAGUCAAACAGUUUCUCUAAUAACAAGUAGAUUAAAAAACUCACAAUUAUCCAAUCACUUCAGUGAAUUUAUACAUAAAACAAGGGGAACAAAUCAAGCAAUAAUUAUAGAACCGAUGAAAAACGAAACUACUGAUAAUACGAUAAAGGUGAACAGAUGUAAUCCGUUAACUCUGGGAAAAUCAAAUACACACUAUGUCAAGUGCAAAAAGGCAUGGUUUCAUGUGCGGCGUGCUUUCAGUGAAAAACGUGGUGAGGAAGGUGAACGAAAAGAUUGCCAGUUUCCAAAAAAUCUUAGUUCUCUGAGAAUAAGUCGACGAAGUCCACCCAAGUUAUUAGACGAUAAGUCGAAAGUUAAAAGAAUGUCAAGCAAAGACGACAGUGUUGAUGUUAAAAUAAAUAAAUUGACAGAGAAAAAUAACAAUUUGGGACACAAUAUGGGGAAUACAUCUCAAAAUCAUGUUUCCAAAGAGGAAAAAUAUGAAGACUAUAGCAAUCAGAGGUGUAAAUCAUUAUCAAAACAAUCAGGCUUGCCUGUUGAAGUCAAAGAAACUGAAAUGUCAAAAAGAAUACAAAAAGUCUGUUUAUUGAAUGUACCACCUUGUGUAGGUCAACGAAGAAGCAUAAAUAAGAUCUCAAAACUCAGAACUAAUGAGAAACAUGAUACAAAAGAAACUGAAUUACUGACUAACAUUAAUCUAAAUAGCAGUACGUCUUCUUAUUCGAAGAAUCAACCUGGUGUGCGUAAUUCAUCACUUCAAGUCAGUCUUGGCGAAAAUCAAUCACAACAAAGCAGUAAACAGUUUGACAGAAUCAGUUUUGACAGUAAAGUGACAUGUAAUCCUUCACCAAGAAGUAACAUUCCAUCAUUAUCAAGUGGUAUUCCUCGACGACAUUCGGAUCCUUUGUGUUUAUCGAAAGCUGAAAAUAACAAUCAGAAACCGAUGUCACUUAUUUAUUCUACGGCCGACAACCAAAUCAAAUCAGUAUCCGAACCACCGUGUCACAAAGAAUCUAUUCAGUCGGUACACAAUGAUUUAGUUCACAAGAAAUUAAAUCAGUCAGAAGAAACGUUUACAGGAUGUCGAGAGCAUGUAGAUGGUCUCCAGUUACAGCCCAAUGGAAAACAAAUUCAUAAGACUAAUAAAGAUGAACCAAAAAGUUUAACUGAAGGAAAUAUGCUAUUGCAUCACUGUUCACAAGUAUCUGAAAGCAAACCAACUUCAGGGAAUAGCGAAGAUUACACUGCCAGUUUAAGCUUUCGGUCUGAAGAGGAUAAAUCUAUGAGGACUAAUCAUGUUUGGAAAAUCCCCUUGUUUAAAUACAUUCGGAGGUUAACCAAUCCCACAAGUUCCAGACGAAAUGACCCUGUAGUAGUGGCAACAAAUACAUCGGGACUAAACAAACCUGUUUUAAAUGAUAAAUCCGAACAGUUGGUUAACUUGCCGAAUGAAAAAAUAACUAACCAUCAAAUAUCAUUUGAAUCCCAUCUAUCAGAACCUCUCAGUCACCCGAAUAAAGUCAAAACUCCGGUUUCAGUCAAUAAUAUUAGUGAAACAAAGAGUAGUUAUCAGUUGAGCUCAGUUAAUGAUGAACAGAUUGAAAUUAUUCAAGUAGAGUGCACGCUAAAAGAAACCAUUCUUGAGAAUAAAUUCAACAGAUACUUUGAUGCUGGUGGUGAAGGUAGUCAAAAGAAAAACAUUCCAAUUCUUACAGAAGAGAGCAAUUUUGAAGGCGAAAAUUGCGGGAAUCUAUUGAAAUAUGAGAGUUAUAAUGAUUCUGUCUUUCUGGACGAGACGGGUAACCUUUGUUUUACAGCAUAAAUCACAACAAUCGAAGUUUUUUUACAACUUGACUACCAUAUCAGUAAUGUAGUUGAGUCAGUCCACUUUUUCUUUCGUUUCCAUUCCUUCCACUCAUGAUAGUCUUUUCCACUGCAUUCUUCUGAUGUUUCUUCUAUAUAAACUCUUAUUUUCUUCUUCUACACAUAAUUCAGCUACGCUUUGUUCACUUUUCUCUAGUGCGUGCAAUCUCUGUCUACACUGACUUUCUC